Brassicogethes aeneus is the source of this 1302-nucleotide messenger RNA. The record is from the annotation of a GenBank genome assembly. NCBI's taxonomy places the organism in Eukaryota, Metazoa, Arthropoda, Insecta, Coleoptera, Nitidulidae.
AUGAUAAAAAAUUUACAAACUUUGUUGACAAAAUCUUUAAACCAUUAUCCUAAAAAUAGAACUUACACAAGACAAGUUAAACUGGAUAAUUUAGACACCAUGGACAAAUUAAAAGAAAAUCUGAAAAAAAGCAUGGGCAUUGAAUCGGGUUUUAAAGCAAUUAAACAGGAUCGUAAACAUUUAGAGCAAUACCUGCCAAAAAAGCAGGAAGAUUUGCCACCAAGAUCAAUGGAGGACAGCUUUAUAGCAGGAAUAAUACCACUAUCAACGGAUAAAGAUUUGCAGGAUAAGUAUUCUUCUUUGGACGGUUCUGUCAGAAAAGGACGACUGAUGGAAGAUAUGGAUAUAUUUGCUGUGAUGGUAGCACAAAAACAUAUAUGCGAUCCAAAUUUACCCGAAGAUGCACCAUUUCCUCAAGUCUUAGUGACGGUUGUGGUGGAUAAAAUUGAAAUAACGGAAUAUAAAAUGAGUGUGGAACAGGACAUAAGGAUUUCGGGGCAUGUUUGUUGGUCGGGAAAAUCCUCCAUGGAAAUAGUAGUGUGGCUUGAACAAAUCGACAAUAAGGAACUAAAGAGAGUAACUAGAGCGUUGUUUGUAAUAGCGGCCAGAGAUCCCACUAACACAAAAGCUGCUGUAAUAAAUCCUAUCAAACCAGCAAAUGAAAAUGAAAAGAUGAUUUUUGCCGGUGGUUUAGACCGAAAAAAAUUCCGACAGGAAAUUGAGGCACUUAAUCUCUACAAAACGAUUCCUACUGUAGAAGAACAACAUAUGAUCCAUAAUAUUUUUACUCAGAAACUAAUUUUUAUCCCGGGAUCUCCGAUGAAGCUUAAGGAUAGAAACCAAACAGUUUGGAUGGGCGACAGUACCAUAUCUACCAACUUUUACUCUCAUCCAGAAAACAGAAAUCUCCACAACACCGUUUUUGGUGGUUUUAUAAUGAGACAGGCAUGUGAAGCUACCUCAGUUUUGGGGUAUAGAUUUAGCGGUGAAUUUCCACGUUUAAAAACUAUAAGCGAUAUACGUUUUUUAAGCGCCGUUCCUGUAUUCUCCUUUCCAGCGAUACAUGCCUUUGUGGUAUACACAGAAGGGACUUAUAUUCACAUGAUGGUGUAUAUUGAUGCUUUUGAUCCAAUAACUAAAGGAUCUCAGAUUACAAAUAGGUUUAACUUUACCUAUUCUGUUUCCAAACCUGUAAGAGAAGUUAUUCCAUUGACUUACAACGAAGCCAUGAUGUAUAUUGAUGGUAGACGACAUUUAAAAACAGAUUCACAAAAACUAUCAUUUAAGGGGACAAAAAAAUAA